Molecule: messenger RNA, 1154 nt
Organism: Aspergillus ochraceoroseus IBT 24754
Lineage: Eukaryota; Fungi; Ascomycota; Eurotiomycetes; Eurotiales; Aspergillaceae
Product: prohibitin subunit PHB2
Exons: 4
Coding region: 38-961 (307 amino acids)
Biological process (GO): mitochondrion organization
Cellular component (GO): mitochondrion; membrane
Source: RefSeq, a predicted model, not a curated record
CGUUGAGACACCAUCAUAUAUUUCAUCCACAACCAUCAUGGCUCGGAACCCAAGGGAUCAGUGGGAACGGCUUCAGGUCAUCCUGCAAAACCGCGGAGGUCGCUUUGGAGGCUUUCCAUCGGGUGGUGGCCGUGGAGGGCUUGGGGCAACGGGAGCUCUGAUCUUACUCGGUGUUGGAGGAUGGGCUCUGUCAAACUCCCUCUUCAAUGUUGACGGUGGUCACCGCGCAAUCAAGUACUCUCGAGUAGGUGGUGUCAAGAAGGAAAUCUACAGCGAAGGAACCCAUUUCAGAAUCCCCUGGGUCGAAACCCCGAUCAUCUACGAUGUGCGCGCCAAACCGAGGAACAUCGCCUCCCUCACUGGUACCAAGGAUCUUCAGAUGGUGAACAUUACCUGUCGUGUGCUCUCAAGACCCCGAGUGGAUGCACUCCCGCAGAUUUACCGAACCCUUGGACAAGAUUUUGAUGAACGAGUUCUUCCUUCCAUUGUCAACGAGGUUUUGAAGAGUGUGGUUGCCCAGUUCAACGCCAGUCAACUCAUCACCCAGCGAGAGAACGUCGCAAGGCUUGUUCGUGACAACCUAGCGCGCCGAGCUGCUCGCUUCAAUAUUGCUCUAGACGAUGUGUCCCUUACCCAUCUGACCUUCUCCCCCGAAUUCACCGCCGCCGUCGAGGCCAAGCAGGUCGCUCAACAGGACGCUCAACGAGCUGCCUUCCUGGUUGACAAGGCUCGCCAGGAGAAACAGGCAUUCAUUGUGCGCGCUCAAGGUGAAGCCCGAUCGGCAGAACUCAUCGGAGAUGCAAUCAAGAAGAGCAAGAGCUACGUGGAGCUCCGAAAAAUUGAGAACGCCAGGCACAUUGCCCAGAUCAUACAGGAGAGUGGCGGCAAGAACAAGAUGUACCUAGAUGCGCAAGGUCUGGGGCUCAACGUCAACGCCGGUGCGGACGUCGAUGGAAAAUAAGAACAAAAUUAUAAAAUAUCCGGGGGGUAAUGGCCGCCGUGGACCAGUGUCCAUCGGGUUGAUUUCUCGUUUUAUUCAGGCGGAUAUCGUUCUUGGACACCGGAGUGAUCCAGGGAGUGGAAUAGGGUACUGUACAAAUAGUUUAUUUCAGGAUUAUCAGAGCAACUAAGGCGAAAUGUGUCUCUUCUCUUCC